UCGCGACAACUGAAUCCUCGCAGUCAUCAAUGAACGACAGCAGCCCUAGAGGUCAUUGUACACACGCUGCCUUCUAAAAAAGUGCGCGGUACUGAUGUUCUAAACCAAGCUCCAACGCCAUGGCGGUGUGGUCAAGCUUGGCACCAAUACUAAUAUUAAAAGGCUGCACUACGUCAUCGAUCCUCAGUGGAUGACGUCCGACUGACUGGGCGUUUAAGCUGUGCAAACUAAAACUUACUAGCAAACAAUGUUCUGCAUGUCAGGUUCACCAAAGUAUCCCGAAUAUCCCUCCCAUGCCUCCGACGCCGACCACAAUGUCGAUCAGCGUCGGGGGUCCGCGCAGCCCUACGCGAAAAUGAGCAGCAUCUCAGCGCCCAACGAGCUCGUGCCAAAUGUCGUGCUAGCGGUGACGACGGAGGCCACAACGACCAGCCGCGGCCCACAGGCGACCCUGGGGCGCCAGCGUCGCCGCUCUCAGGCCUUCAUCAGCGCAGGCCUGGUGCAGGGGACCGGUCAAUUUGGAGCAGAGGAAAGAGUGUCCAUAUGCCAGCCAGGGUGUUUCGCUUGAGGGGUCCUUUUGCAAUUUACGGCCCUGACACCGUAAACACAC
Molecule: messenger RNA, 610 nt
Organism: Prorocentrum cordatum
Lineage: Eukaryota; Dinophyceae; Prorocentrales; Prorocentraceae
Source: the annotation of a GenBank genome assembly